AUGAAGUACUCCAACGCCGCCAUUCUGGGUUUCAUGGGCUGUGCCCUCGCCUUGCCCACUCCUUCCCAAGACGAGAGACACCAGGGACUCCCGAACAUUCCAUUCCCUCUUCCAAGCGGCCUUGCCCAUCCUUCUGGUGGACUCCCUAACCUACCGAUCCCGACUGGGGGAUCUGGAGGAUCUGGCGAGUCCGGAGGAUUGCCAUUCCCUAUCCCUAGCGGACUCUCCGACUUGCUCCAUCCUUCUGGACAGUCUGGAAGCUCUGAUAGCUCCAGUGGCUCGAGCGGCUCUGGCGGCCUGCCCGACCUCUCUAAGCUGCUGCCCACCGGACUUCCGAUCAAGCGCGACGAAAGCGGUGGCCUGCCGUUCCCCAUCCCUAGCGGAAUCUCCGACCUGCUGCCCUCCGGAGGAUCCGGCGAAUCUGACUCGUCGAGCGCAACCGGCACCUCUGGCGGAUCCAGCGGAUCCGAAGGUCUGCCCUUCCCUAUCCCCAGCGGAAUCUCUGACCUGCUCCAUCCCUCUGGAAGCUCUGGUAGCUCCAGCGGUUCGAGCGGCUCUGGCGGUCUGCCCUUCUCUCUGCCUUCCGGCCUCCCCGACAUCUCCAAGCUGCUGCCCAGCAAGCGCGACGAAAGCGGCAGCCUGCCGUUCCCCAUCCCCAGCGGAAUCUCCGACCUGCUGCCCUCCGGAGGAUCCGGCGAAUCUGACUCGUCGAGCGCAACCGGCACCUCUGGCGGAUCCAGCGGAUCCGAAGGUCUGCCCUUCCCCAUCCCCAGCGGAAUCUCCGACUUGCUGCACCCCUCUGGACAAACCGGAAGCUCCAGCGGCUCCAGCGGCUCCGGUGGCCUGCCCUUCUCUCUGCCCUCCGGCCUCCCCGACAUUUCCAAGCUGCUGCCCACCGGUCUCUCCCUCAAGCGCGAGGAGGAUGCCGCCCUGCCGCUUCACUUCUCCCGCCUCCCCAACUUCCCCGAGUUCCCUAAGCCGACCGGUGGCUUCCCCGAGCUCCCCAAGCCCGUUGGUGGCCAGCUCCCUGGCUUCCCUCCUGCUCCGACCCCGACCAGUGCUGCUAUCCCUACUGGCUCGGCCGUUGCUUUCAAGGCUUAA
Molecule: messenger RNA, 1101 nt
Organism: Aspergillus steynii IBT 23096
Lineage: Eukaryota; Fungi; Ascomycota; Eurotiomycetes; Eurotiales; Aspergillaceae
Product: extracellular proline-rich protein
Exons: 1
Coding region: 1-1101 (366 amino acids)
Source: RefSeq, a predicted model, not a curated record